GGGCAAUUCGUCGGCGGAGACAUUUUUCUUUUCUGUGCAUUUCAAACAUCUUUAACGUAAUCUGCCUUUUCGGGGUUUUGCGCUUGUCUGCUUUGAGUGCAGUGGCGUGCAUCACUAGACACGAACUCCCAGCUGAGAAAUUCUCCUCUGCUCAUGUUGUCACUAUUCCGUUCUUUCUCUCUUUCUGCAUUUCUGUUGUUCUCUUUACUGCCCUUCUAAAGUCUCGGCCAGGGAGCUCUUCCCAGCCAACCUGAACGUUCCAAAAUCUACAGAAACACAUCUGAAACUGGUCGUUUUCUUUUUGUAUUGUUGGUUGUAUUUGGAGUAGCUACCUUACUGUCGUUGUUGCUGGCUGCUCCGCGGAUUGGGCCUCUAAGGGUUCCUUCGUCGAAGAUGCAACCCCCAAGUAAGAAAGUUCUCUGCAACGUGGUCUUGCUUGUUAUCCUGAUCAUACUGUCUGCCGCCACCGUCGAAUACCGCAUCCUUCAUGAAGCAAUUCUAUCAGGUAGAGUCGCAAGUGUAGUUGAGAGUCGCAACCGCUUUAACCCUUUCUCAGAGGAUCUGUACAGCUUCGUGGCGCGACAACAGUUAUUCCUUGCAGGGGAUGGCAAGCACAGCUGCGUCACCCUGUCCUUCUACCCGCAAUCCGACAAGGUCGGCGGCCCAGCUGCGGUGCAGCUUCACAACAACAAGAAUGCCUCGUCGAGCCCUCUCCCCUCAUCGCCGCCUCGCACCACCCCGCUGGAGGCUAUUCGUCUGCGCAGCUCCAUCAUUCUGAAAGAGGCCUCCGUCUUGCGGGCAUCGCCCAACACAAUACCCUGGCGGGUGCAGACGGAGCGUCUGGCCAGUUCGCUGAUGACUUCACCCCGCACGACCACGCUCGUGACGACGACGGUGCCGGAUGCAGCGCCAAUCCCCACUGCAGUUCAUGUGGAAGGACCGCUGGUGCCCUCCUCGCUGUCUUCCAAUUUUCCUUCCACCGUCCGCCAAACGCAGCAGCCGACGAUGCAGACGGAGGCGGCCACGCCGGCGGCAAUGAAGCAUGAUGCGCCAAAGAGUGUCAACGCGGUUAUUCUUCUCAUGAGCCCGACCUUCUCGAGCGAGACGGUGCCGACCUCGGUGCAGGUCGACACGACGUCACCGCAGGGCUUCACGAACGACUUCGCACAGCCUGUACCACCACCUGGGACGGGAGCGCCGACGGAGACGACCACGACCUCUGCCACACCGUGGCGCUGCCGCCGGUGUCAGCAGUUCUUAGAAAAACUCCUGCCCACGCUGGAGACGGAGUACCUGAGUCGGUACCCCUAUCCGGUCCACAUUCUGCACCGGGGCAUCAUGCCGAGCGAGGUGGUGCAGUACAUCAUCACGGUUUUAGCCUCCGCCUCGCGCAUCACGAUUGAGGACAUCUCCGGCGUGCUGGCGGAGAAGGUGACGCUCACGAGCUCGAUGGUGCUGGAGCCGUGGCUGAAGGAAAUCGGCGCGGACCUGUACUAUCGGAGGCGGUUUUCCACCUUUCCACCCAUGUCCACUGCCCCUCCCGAGACGCCACCGCCGACGGAGGAGACAACAACUGGAGCUGGGCUUGUUGGCGGCGGAGGGGAGAUGCUAACACCGGUCGUGGUCCCCGGCACUGGGGUUGGCGCGGGUGGCGGAGCUGGGGGCGGCAACAACGGUGGAGGCUUCACCGAGGCCACCAACACACCGGCAGGGGGAAACCACAACAAUGACGUGGGCCCCUACGAUGAUGCGGACGGCACUCUCCAGGCGCUGCGCGAGCGCUGGGAGCUGCGUCGCUUCUGGGCUGGGCCGCUCUCUAUGCUGUCCAGCCUGCAGUCGUAUGACUACUUCUGGUAUCUCGGCAGCCAGUCGCACUUGACCAAGCCGCUCGCAAGAGACGUGCUGGCGGACGUCGUGAACCACACCUGUGCAGUGGCCUAUCACCAGCUCUCCUACCUCACCCACAAGCGUGUGUCCGAUCUGUGGAGGACAAUGCUUGACUGGAAUGAGCAUUCUGCCGGGUUAUACUUUUCACAGGACGAGCUGGAACGCGCGCUGUCGUGGUUGUCUGACGAUCUGGGCGUCUACGGCGGCAAGAUCUACUCGUCAGAUUGCUAUAUUAUGUCCUUCGCGGUGACUCGGCAUCCAGCGUACGUUGACUUUUUCCACUGGAUCGACAGCCGACCACCGUAUGGCCUCAUGAAGAAGCAGUGGAGCCCGCUGGCCAUUUAUACAGUGUUCGCCCAACUACUCAUGGAAAAGCAUGGAUGGGACGCGUGUUGGCUCGAUCCCCUCUCUGGCUACCGCACUUCUUAA
This is a messenger RNA of Leptomonas pyrrhocoris, 2316 nucleotides long. RefSeq names its product putative glycosyltransferase family 15. Gene Ontology annotation, molecular function: mannosyltransferase activity. The transcript has a single exon. NCBI's taxonomy places the organism in Eukaryota, Euglenozoa, Kinetoplastea, Trypanosomatida, Trypanosomatidae. Gene Ontology annotation, cellular component: membrane. The record is from RefSeq and is a predicted model, not a curated record. The coding region runs from base 394 to 2316 and encodes 640 amino acids.